Molecule: messenger RNA, 1459 nt
Organism: Loxodonta africana (African savanna elephant)
Lineage: Eukaryota; Metazoa; Chordata; Mammalia; Proboscidea; Elephantidae
Gene: FHL2
Product: four and a half LIM domains 2
Exons: 6
Coding region: 157-996 (279 amino acids)
Biological process (GO): negative regulation of transcription by RNA polymerase II; negative regulation of calcineurin-NFAT signaling cascade
Cellular component (GO): Z disc; nucleus
Molecular function (GO): transcription coregulator activity; transcription factor binding
Source: RefSeq, a predicted model, not a curated record
UGCGGAGCCGAGUCCAGGAGCCGCCGCCGCAGACGGCAGCCUCCGGGAACCGCAUCGCCGCCGCGCCGCCCUCGCCGCCCCGGGCCCGUCCGGGUCGGCCCCGCCCAGGGAGACCCCGGCCCCCCGCUUGCGGUUGUUGAAACGCCAGGCGUCAAGAUGACUGAGCGCUUUGACUGCCACCAUUGUAAUGAAUCUCUCUUUGGCAAGAAGUAUAUUCUGAGGGAGGACAACCCCUAUUGUGUGGAGUGCUUUGAGACCCUCUACGCCAACACCUGCGAGGAGUGUAAGAAGCCCAUCGGCUGUGAUUGCAAGGACUUGUCGUACAAGGACCGGCACUGGCAUGAGACCUGUUUCCACUGCUCGCAGUGCAACCACUCGCUGGUGGACAAGCCCUUUGCUGCCAAGGAGGAUCAGCUGCUCUGCACAGAAUGCUACUCCAACGAGUACUCAUCCAAGUGCCAUGAGUGCAAGAAGGCCAUCAUGCCAGGUACUCGCAAGAUGGAGUACAAGGGCAGCAGCUGGCAUGAGACCUGCUUCAUUUGCCAUCGCUGCCAACAGCCGAUUGGAACCAAGAGUUUCAUCCCCAAAGACAAUGAGAACUUCUGUGUUCCCUGCUAUGAGAAGCAAUAUGCCAUGCAGUGUGUUCAGUGCAAAAAGCCCAUCACCACUGGGGGAGUCACCUACCGGGACCAGCCCUGGCACAGGGAGUGCUUCGUGUGCACCGCCUGCAAGAAGCAGCUGUCUGGGCAGCGUUUCACGUCUCGAGAUGAGUUUGCCUACUGCCUGAACUGCUUCUGUGAUCUAUACGCCAAGAAGUGUGCGGGGUGUACCAACCCAAUCAGCGGCAUUGGAGGCACGAAGUACAUCUCCUUUGAAGAGCGGCAGUGGCAUAAUGAUUGCUUCAACUGUAAGAAAUGCUCCCUCUCAUUGGUGGGGCGAGGCUUCCUCACAGAAAGGGACGACAUCCUGUGCCCUGACUGUGGAAAAGAUAUCUGAAGGCGAAACAGAGAAGCUACUGCUUGCAGUAUAUACAGAUUUAUAUAUGUUCUUUCUCAGCCAGGCAGUAUGGUGUUCCGGUUUUCACCAGCCACGUCAGGACUUUCCUCUUGUGCUUCUUGGUGACGUUCACGUUUCUUUAAGCCUUUUAAGCCAUUUCACUACUUCAGUCCCAGGGAAGGUGAAAGCUUACGUAAACCCUGGGUGGGAAGGUGGUUUUGAAUUUUUGUAAUGGAGUAAGACAAAUCCGCAAGUACAACUCCUUUGAAUGAUGUCAUUAUAAAUGUAUCUUUCUCUCACUGCGUAUUUAAUUUUUAAGUGCAAUGAACGUGUGUCACGAACUUGAAACUUUUCCCAACUAGGUAAGGUCAUGAAGGGUUGGUAUCUUAUAACUGUGUAACUUCCUGUCAUAUAAAGCCUAACGCGAGAUUACGUGACUUACAAUAAAGUUACUCAGUACAAA